This is a messenger RNA of Cryptomeria japonica (Japanese cedar), 465 nucleotides long. RefSeq lists its product as uncharacterized. The record is from RefSeq and is a predicted model, not a curated record. The transcript has 3 exons. Bases 1 to 465 code for a protein of 154 amino acids. NCBI's taxonomy places the organism in Eukaryota, Viridiplantae, Streptophyta, Pinopsida, Cupressales, Cupressaceae.
AUGGAGGAGCCAAAAGGAGAUGAGGACAAGGAUAUAAACAAAGAUGAGGAGAUGGAUGAGGAUGAGGAGGAGGGAGAUGAGGAAAAGGAGACAAAUGAGGAUGAGGAGAUAGAUUCAAAUCAGGAUGCCAUGGUUGUUAGAGGUGAGGAAGAUCAAUCAUUUGAGAAGGCCAUUCCGAUAGGGAAACCAAAUGAACAGACUAUAGUACCAGAUAAUCCUGAUAGUGUUAAUGUUGAUAACUCCAAUGAAGUUGUACAGGAUCCUCCGGUGAUAGACAUUGUUUCAGAGAAGGUAGCUGAGAAGACAAAUGAUACAAAGAAGGAUGAUGGUAAAGAUGAAAGUGCAGAGGGAGAAGGAAAGGAGAAAGGAGAGGAGAAGGAAGAUCAGGCUCCGGUGACAGUGGCAAAAGACACCAUUGCUGACAAAGGAAAACAAAUUGCUAUUUAUUCAGAUGAUUUUGGUUAA